AGUGCGGCAAAAUUUAAACUCCAUAUGUUCAUAACGUGAUAGCGAGUGCACGCAAGUGCAUGGUGCAAGUAAAUGCUGUGUGCUGCUGUGUGCUGUCGGUUCUGCGAUAGUAUUUUUAGUUCACACCGAUUAUGGAUAAUAAUAAGAGGUCCCACAAAAAAUGUGCUGUACUGGGGUGCACAAACACCAGGCAGCCGAUGUUCAGCUUCCCCUGUCUGCCGAAGGACAGCGAUAGAUGUUUAAAGUUUAAAAUGGCUUGAAGCUUGUGGAACGGAGGAUCUAUUCCAACUCCCUCCCAACCGGUUGAGAAAUCGAAUGGAUUGUGGGGACCACUUCGAAAUUCAGUACCGCGUUGGAUCAAAGCUUACAAGUCAUGCAGUACCAAGCUGCAACUUACCAGCACCUGCCACAUCUAUCGAGCAACAGGAGGAACUUGUAAUGGAAAUUGAAGAAGAAGAAGAAUGUCAACCUGUGCUCACCGUUAGAUACCAGAACAACGUGGGACCAAUGGAUAACGUGGGACCAAUGGACAACGUGGGACCAAUGGACAACGUGAGACCUAAGGACAACGUGGGACCUGGGACCAGCAGAGACUCCGACGCACUUGCCUAUAAUGUGCUUCCUGGAUCAUCCAGAGGUUGCACUGUCAAAAGGAAUCAAGUUCAACCAACUAUCAGGAAAGGCCUUAAAGGUGACAUCCUGAAAAUGAUUAGGUCGAGCAACUUGAUCAAACCCAGGAAGCUCAAGAUCUACAAGGCUGUGGCCAGGAUUUUGAAAUCUGCGAGGCAAUUGAGGCGUCGGAGAUCUUCGGUAAGACAACGCAUCGGGAAGAUUGAGCAUCUCGUGCAGACCGGUGUUCAUCAGGUUUUAGAAAGCCUGCCAACACCCCUGCACGCGAUGCUCUUGGCUCAGAUGCGCAACGCGGACAAACAAAAAUCGGCGUGACGCUUCACCGAAAAAGAGAAGCUAUUAGCUUUAUCUAUUUAUAAGCAAAGUUCUAAAGCGUAUCGAUAUUUGGAAAAAUUAUUUCUUUUGCCAAGUAUCGAAACUCUUCGGAAACUAAUAUCGCAAAUUCCAUUAAAAGCUGGAAUUUGCGAUAAUGUUUU
Messenger RNA from Hylaeus anthracinus, 1106 nucleotides. RefSeq lists its product as uncharacterized. The transcript has 6 exons. Lineage: Eukaryota; Metazoa; Arthropoda; Insecta; Hymenoptera; Colletidae. The record is from RefSeq and is a predicted model, not a curated record. The coding region runs from base 316 to 945 and encodes 209 amino acids.